CAGAACGAAGUUUGUCGGGUCCUGAACCCACUGGACGCCGUCUGCAACAUGCCCCGGCCGGACGCGAUUUGCGUGAGCAACCUGCGAAGUGCCAAAAAGAUCGACAAAGCCGUCCUGACGGAGCGGCCGGACGUGAAGAUUUUCCUGCCCUUCCGGUUCUACUUCUACCGCGUGGAGGAGCUGUUCGCCGCCAACACGUACAACAAGUUUUUGGUUGCCCCCGGCGGCGAUCACCUGAUCUCGCUGAUCGAUGAAAUCUCCUACGUUUCGCCGCCCUCGCCGAUGCUGUCCCAGAUCGAGGACAUCCCGCCAGAGCAGUUCUGCAACGGUGACAACCGCCCGCCAGACUGUGGCCCCAACUGCAUGUGCACCCACACCGUGGACAUUCCGCUGAACGCGAUCGUCGAGGUGGUCCUGGUCGAUGAAGUUCAACAGGAUAAUCUGAGCCAUCCGUUCCAUCUGCAUGGGCACUCGUUCAACGUGAUCGGUAUGGGCCGGUCGCCGGACACCAACGUCAAGAAGAUCAACCUGAAGCACGCGCUGGACCUGGAUCGCCGUGGGCUGCUGCACCGGCAGUACAAUCUGCCCCCGCUCAAGGAUACCGUGGCGGUGCCGAACAACGGCUACGUCGUGAUGCGGUUUAGAGCCAACAAUCCAGGCUACUGGCUAUUCCACUGCCACUUCCAGUUCCACAUCCUGAUCGGUAUGAACCUCAUCGUCCACGUCGGUACCAAGUCCGAUCUGCCUCCGGUGCCACCCAACUUCCCGCGGUGCGGUAACCACAUACCUCCCAUCAAGUUUAACUAAGUUAGAGUAAAUACGCGAAAUUUUGCGUGAAUCGUUGCGAAGAAGUGGAAGCCAUUCCACCGAAAAAACGAAAACAAAGAUGGUCGACUUGAUUAGAAAAAAAACACACUCACACACUCUAACGCCAGAGAGCUAUUACAUAGUUUGAAAUUUCCGUGUAUUUUUUUGUUACUUUGUUUUGAUACGUAAGCGCUUUUUAGUCGUAAUUUAGAAGUUUUUUUUUUGUUCGUUUCGUUUAUUCUAAACUUUUGGCUAAACGUUUAGUUAGGGUAAACAAUGAAUGUUGUGCAGUUGGCGUAUACGUCAGCGGUGCCAUAAUGGCGGCCGCCAUAAUGAAAACGUGGUCACGCCACGUUUUUAUGGCGACUGUCGGAAAACAUCGCAAUCUGUUUAAACGAAAAGUUUGAGAUUCUCCGCAAAUCUUUACAACUCCCCUAUUUCCUAGUUAAUCUUAAACAAAAACAUUUACUCCCCCCGGAAGAAAAACAUAACCAAGGUAAUUGUAAGAAUCGGGAAAUGAAACUUUCUCAUCGAUAUAAAAAAAAUGUGGAGAAACGAGUCGUAGAAGAAGAAUAUGUAAGUCAAGCCAUGUUAAUGAAAUUUUAUAGACUACUAUAAACGCACCCAGCUUCGUAGAGCAACUUUCCAGUCUUGCGGAAGCAAAGGAAAGCUUCCAUUUGUAAACUUUUGUUUGCUAUAAAAACAAAAACCUUCUAGUAACCCUUUCCCCUUGUAUCACGCUCCAUCAUUGCAGAAAAAAAGCACUUACAUUUUACAUCCUUCGACAUCAUCCCCAAAACCAAUAGCAAUAUUCUCAUUUUAAGAUGUUAAUCUCUAAGAUAUUUAGUACGUUGUAGAUAACUGAUACCAAAAGACAAACACAGACGCGGACGAGUUUGGAGAUGUGUUCACAUGAUAAUCUUCCCAAACACAAGAGAUCAAGAUUAGAUCAGAAAAACAAGCAACAAUGUUGUCCGACUCAAUUGAAAAUUCAAACAGUUUGUGCAGCAUGAAAAGUGCAGCUCAAGCACUCCGACCCAAUAGAAAGCCAGAGAGAAAAUCCAGUCGAACGAGACACGUUAGGGAUUUAAUUGUAAUUUAUCUCAUCAGAUGAGGGGAUUCGUCCUCUUCAGUGAAGAUAAGAAGUCGUGUUUGUAUUUAUACUAGAGAUGGAUUUGCAAACAAAAACGAAAGAAAAUAAGUGUGAAUACCAAAACGAGAUCGUUGAAUCUUGAGAGU
Molecule: messenger RNA, 2046 nt
Organism: Culex pipiens pallens (northern house mosquito)
Lineage: Eukaryota; Metazoa; Arthropoda; Insecta; Diptera; Culicidae
Exons: 5
Coding region: 49-807 (252 amino acids)
Biological process (GO): iron ion transport
Cellular component (GO): plasma membrane
Molecular function (GO): copper ion binding; oxidoreductase activity
Source: RefSeq, a predicted model, not a curated record